Molecule: messenger RNA, 1226 nt
Organism: Haliaeetus leucocephalus (bald eagle)
Lineage: Eukaryota; Metazoa; Chordata; Aves; Accipitriformes; Accipitridae
Product: zinc finger protein 629-like
Exons: 1
Source: RefSeq, a predicted model, not a curated record
CCGGACCCCCCGCCGGCCGCCCCUACAUCUGCAGCGAAUGCGGCAAAGCCUUCGGCCAGUGGUCGAAGCUGGAGCGUCACCGGCGGAGCCACACGGGCGAACGCCCCAACGCCUGCGGCGAGUGCGGCAAACGCUUCGCCCAACGCUCCCACCUAGCCCAGCACCUCCGGACCCACACCGGCGAGCGGCCCUACAAAUGCGGCGACUGCGGCAAAGCCUUCGGUUGGAGCUCCAACCUGGCCCAGCACCGCCGGACCCACACCGGCGAGCGGCCUUACGCCUGCGCCGAAUGCGGCAAAGCCUUCAGCCAAAGCACCAACCUGGUGAAACACCAGCGCGCCCACGCCGGCGAGCGACCCUACGCCUGUGGCCAGUGCCGGAAAGCGUUUUACCGUAGCUCCGACCUCCUCCAACACCAAGCCAGCCACUCCGGCGAGCGACCCUACCGUUGCGGCCAAUGCGGCAAGAGCUUCGCCCAACGCGCCAACCUCCUCAAGCACGGCAAGACCCACGGCGGCGAGAAGCCCUUCCGCUGCGGCGAGUGCGGCAAAGGCUUCGUCCAAAGCUCGGAGCUCAUCCAGCACCAGCGCAGCCACAGCGGCGAGAAACCCUUCGCCUGCGGCGAGUGCGGCAAACGCUUCGGCCACGGGGCCACCUUGGCCAAACACCGGCGGCUGCACCUGGGCUUGCAGCCGCACCGCUGCGGGGAGUGCGGGCGAGCUUUCGGCUUACGCUCGGCGCUGGCGCGGCAUCAACGGGCGCACGGGGAGGAGCGACCCUUCGCCUGCGGGGAGUGCGGGCAAGCCUUCGCCCUCCGCUCCAACCUGGCCCUCCACCGGCGGACGCACGCCGGCGAGCGGCCCUACCGCUGCGGCGAAUGCGGCAAGGCGUUCGGCAUGAGCUCCACCCUGGUGCGGCACCAACGCAUCCACACCGGCGAGAAACCCUACGGCUGCGGGGAAUGCGGACGGGCUUUCGUCCGUAGCGCCCACCUGGAGCAGCACCGGCGGACCCACACCGGCGAGCGGCCCUACGGUUGCGCCCGUUGCGGCCGGCGCUUUAGCCAGAGCUCCAACCUCAUCACCCACGAGCGGGUGCACCUGGAGGAGGCCCACGGGGCGGCGCAGGGGCGGACGAGUUUGGAGAUGUCGGAGGGGCAACCGGGCUCGGAGGCGUCAGAGGGGCGGCCAAAGACCGCGGUGAUGGAGGUUCAACCGAGUUUGGAG